Messenger RNA from Erpetoichthys calabaricus (reedfish), 2602 nucleotides. RefSeq names its product NF-kappa-B inhibitor alpha-like. Gene Ontology annotation, molecular function: protein binding. Bases 535 to 1515 code for a protein of 326 amino acids. The transcript has 6 exons. Lineage: Eukaryota; Metazoa; Chordata; Cladistia; Polypteriformes; Polypteridae. The record is from RefSeq and is a predicted model, not a curated record.
GUGCGAUUACUUCCCGCACCUCACGUUUCUGCACCCGUCAGAUUCUCAGUUGACAGCGCAGAUUCAAUGUUGAAGAGAGGCGGACUUUCCCAAGUGUUGUAACCGACCUUUCCUCCUCCUUUUCAGCCGAUCUCUACGAUCGGAUCUUUUGGAAGCUGCUGCUUUAACACGUGCGUCGGGGAGGAGAUUCGUCAGUUGGGAGAGUGCGGCGUUAUGGGGCGCUAGAACAGGUUCUGCCAGCUGACUCUCCAGAUCCUGAGCAACAAACUCGCUGUCAGGGCGGUAAGGCGGGCGCCAUCGUCGUACGCUUCGGUGCCCGUGCGGGGUAUUUCCCCAUUCUGCGAAGGAACUUCCAGCUUGUGGCUGGCCGCCCGGCAAGCAUGAGUAAGGCGCCUCACUUGUACCUCUCGCAUCAGCCCAGUGCAAGAAGCGCAGCGACGACGGGCUGCUUUCAGUUCGCCUGUCUCUUUAGACCGCUUUUCUAAACUUGCUAAUGACGGAUUGUCUAAUCUACAUGUCCUGGUUCUUUCCAGCAUGGAAUUAACUGAUGAUAUGAUACCCAUCGAUUCAGACUGUUUCACUUUAGAACAAGGCUAUCCGGUGGAGCGUAACGAAGCAAUAGAAAUGAAGAAAACGCUGCCCCUGGAGUGCCCACAAGAGGCGGACGACUUGUGCGACUCCGGCUUCUUGGAGAACUUCAACUCCGGCUGCUCGCUGCAUGACCGACGGAACCAGGAUGGACAAGAAGGAGACAUGGACACAGCGGAGACGCGUGCUAGCCUGUGGAGAUUUUUAUCAGAAGAUCAAGACACGUUUCUGCAUUUGUGCAUCAUCCAUGAGUCAGAGGACAGAGCUCUAUCAAUUAUUCAUCAAGCCAGUCCAUCUUUCCUAAAUUUCCAGAACACAUUGUACCAGACACCACUCCACUUGGCUGUUUACUUACGGCUGGUGAAGACGGUCCGUGACCUGGUUUUGUGGGGUGCAGACACCAAUCUCCAAGACUGGAAUGGGAACACACCUCUUCAUCUGGCCUGUGACUACGGAUACGUGGACUGUCUGCAGGCCCUGACACAGCCCCCCACCGAAGAAGAGCAGCUCCAGCGUCCACAACAGUUAAUUGAGCCUCCAGACCUGGAGAAGCAUAAUUGGAGAGGUCACGCUUGCAUUCACAUCGCUGUGCUGCAGGGAAAUUACCAGACGUUGGAGAUUCUUCUGUCCCUAGGAGCUGAUAUCAAUGCUGAGGAAGUAACAUGGGGGAGGCGACCCUUGCAUCUCGCAACAGAGAAUAAUGACAUUAAAAUGGUAUCACUGUUGCUGGAAAGGGGAGCACAAGUGGAUUCUGAAACAUAUAGUGGCGUGACCCCACUAGAGCUGGCCAUCGGGCGAGGCAACGGGCAACUUGCUGUGGAACUUCAACACACUGUGGGAUUGAGUGGCUCGAACACCAGUGUGAUUAUUAAUGGCUGCUUCUUUGAUGAUCUGAAACUAAGAGGCCUCCCACUGACAAGUCAUUAAUGGAGCCAGUUACUCACCAAGCUUCCCCCUCUGAACUUGUGAAGGGGGACUUUUUCAGGACAGUUUUGACAUCCUUUUGGAAUUCACCUCCUACCUGAACCCUGCCUCGGGCCACUAGGCUUGUUUUUUUUGAAGGACUGCAUUGAGCCUAUGUGGGUGAAUAUAUAUGUGUGUGUUUUUUUUCUGAACUGCUGAUUUUUAUUUUUGGGAGGUAGGAUUGAGCAGUGAGUGCUCAUUUUAUGUAGCCGAGUUCCCUUCCUCCAUUGAUUUAUAUUUUCUUGUCAAUCCAGGCCUAGCAGCACUAAGCAAACACUUAAUUCACCCUGGAUCUAGGAAAAGUAGAGCUUCUUUAUAAGAAACCUGCAGCUUUUCUCUCUAAGCAUUAAAAAGGAAUCCAUUCAUUGGCAAACUGACCCAUCCUUGUUAUUCAUCUGUAAGCAAUGAAUUUGCCAUAUCAGACUAUUGAAGGAGUUCUAUAUAGCAGACGUCAUCAUCCUCCUAAUACUAAAAACAAUAAUGAUGAUGAAACUUUUGAAACCAGCAUGCUAUUAAGUAUUUUUCAAUCUAUAGUCCUUGUAGACGAUUGGAUUUUAUCAUUAACUGUGUGCGAAUAUAUUCGGCCUUCCAGGAAUUAUGACAAGGCUGCAGUUACAAUAUUUGUUUGGCAGCAUGAAAACAUAUAUGCAGUUUGUAUCAAAAGCAGUUACCAUAUUGGAAUUUGCUGACAAUAUUGAAGUGUGUGGAAUCUUAACGAACAGAUCCAUUUAUUAUCAUUGUGCAGAAUGAAAAAUGGUACUACAUUCCUUAGUUUAAUGUGUAAGCUGCGUAUGACAGCAGACUGUGCUUUUGUGCUGUCUUUUUAAGCCAAAUGAUGCCAAAGAGGCCAAGGCAGAGAAAAAGAAAAAAAGCUGUAACAACAAAAGUGAUGAAUACAGAGGGAAAGUAAAUGGGACAAGCUAAUAGAUGAAACACAAGAAGCAUAUGUCCACAAUUAGGUCACCUUGUACUGCAUUUUGUGCUUAUCUGUCAGGUUGGCUAGCUGCCUGCCAAAUGUUAUUUUAAAAGGGUUUCCUCCUGUUCAAGUUAA